AUGAAGUUAACAAUAGCUAUUUGUUUGGCAAUUUUGGGAGUUUCAACCCUUAAUGAAGUUACUGCUGCUCCUACUCCUAAUACCGGGAUUGGAUUGAAUGAUAAACGUGACGAGUCACCUUCUUCAUAUUAUUAUGAUGAUAAGAAGAAGGAAGACAAAGAUGAUUAUUAUUAUUACUACUACGAUCAUAAAAAAGGGAAAAAAGAACAUUCCUACAAAAAUGAUAAAGACGACUACUACAAGAAAGAUGAUCACGAAGACAAGGACAAGAAGUAUUACAGACGUGAUGCCUUAGCUUCACCAGAUGAUUCCUAUAAUGAUGAUUACUACAAGGAUGGUGAUUACAAGAAUGAGUACUACUACGAGAAAGAUGACCACAAAGAUGAUUACCACAAGAAAGAUGACCACAAAGACAAGGACAAUAAAUACUACAGACGUGAUGCCUUAGCUUCACCAGAUGAUACAUACAAUGACGAUUAUUAUAAGGAUGAUGACUACAAGAAUGAGUACUAUUACGAGAAAGAUAGCCACAAAGACGAUUACCACAAGAAAGAUGAUUACUACAAGAAAAAUAAAAAAGAUGACAAGAAAUCUUAUUAUUAA
Molecule: messenger RNA, 603 nt
Organism: Rhizophagus irregularis DAOM 181602=DAOM 197198
Lineage: Eukaryota; Fungi; Glomeromycota; Glomeromycetes; Glomerales; Glomeraceae
Source: RefSeq, a predicted model, not a curated record